UGAGAACAGCUGAAGCCAUGACAACCAGCGCGCGCACGGAGACAGAGAAAAGAGGCGGGAAAAACAAGUUGCACAAACCUGCAGUGGAGAAAAAGCGCCGAGAUCACAUCAACACCUGCACUGAGAGACUCAAGCAGCUCCUUGAGGAUGAAAUGACUUCCAACUCCAAGCUGGAUAAAGCUGACAUUUUGGAGAUGACCGUUGCUUACCUAAAGAGGUGCACAAUGCCACGAUCGUCUCCAGUUCAUGGUUACACUGAUGGGUUUGCACAAUGUUUGCAACAGACUGUGUGCUUCUUCUCAGUUUGUAAAAGAUCAGAAAUAGACAAAUACAGCCUGAGCAGAGCUAUACAGCCCGAAGAUUAUAGUGUAAAUACAGUAAAUCCCAGUAUUCCUAACUGCACUGGUCUGAAGGUAACACAGCCACUUUGGAGACCAUGGUGAUUCUCUUUACAUGUGAAAAACACUUGUUUAGCUAAUAAAAAAAAAACUGCACAUAUUAUUCUAACAUUCAACUCAAGUGAAAAUGAUUUCUUUACAUAUUGUAAUUACUUUAAAUUUGUUAUUGUAUUUCUUUAACAGUUGUCUGUCAUUUUUGACAGGUGAUUGUCAGUCUGCAUUGUGGAAUUUGUUAGAAUUCAAACUAGUAAUGUUAAUGCACUGGAAUGCCACAACUGCAGAUCCCAUCCUUAACUUUUAACAUUGCUUUUCAUAUGAUUUUAGUUGUGCAAUUUUUUUUUAAAAUUGUAAUUGAAACCAUUGUUGCAUUGUUAACAAUAUGUAAUCUAUCAUGUUGAUAGAAUUGUUAUGUCUGUUGUGAGGCAAAUAAAAAGUAUCCAAUGUUAA
Messenger RNA from Trichomycterus rosablanca, 845 nucleotides. Its product is annotated as transcription factor HES-5-like. Lineage: Eukaryota; Metazoa; Chordata; Actinopteri; Siluriformes; Trichomycteridae. The transcript has 2 exons. The coding region runs from base 18 to 443 and encodes 141 amino acids. Gene Ontology annotation, biological process: regulation of transcription by RNA polymerase II; regulation of neurogenesis; anterior/posterior pattern specification. The record is from RefSeq and is a predicted model, not a curated record. Gene Ontology annotation, cellular component: nucleus. Gene Ontology annotation, molecular function: protein dimerization activity; RNA polymerase II cis-regulatory region sequence-specific DNA binding; DNA-binding transcription factor activity, RNA polymerase II-specific.